Rhipicephalus microplus (southern cattle tick) is the source of this 6622-nucleotide messenger RNA. It is a transcript of the gene Su(z)12, whose product is annotated as Polycomb protein Su(z)12. The record is from RefSeq and is a predicted model, not a curated record. Gene Ontology annotation, cellular component: RSC-type complex; nucleus; ESC/E(Z) complex. Lineage: Eukaryota; Metazoa; Arthropoda; Arachnida; Ixodida; Ixodidae. Gene Ontology annotation, molecular function: chromatin DNA binding.
UGCUGCUGCGGCCCACGGGCAAUGUGCUUUUGUAUUCGGUGUUGUUGGUGAUUGGGGCCGGCGGCAACUCGCUGUGAGGUGCUUCGCUUCGGGGCCCGAUGCCGCCCAAAAAGAAAGACAGGCCUCCCGUCGAAGCACCCAAGCCGCAGCAGCAGCAGCAGCCACAACGUCCCGAACAGCCACAGCAACAUGCCUGCGUUGACCAUGAGCUAUUCCUCCAGGCUUUCGAGAAGCCGACACAAAUUUACAGGUAUCUACGAACUCGGCAUGUAGCAUCGCCAAUUUUUCUUCAUAGGACAUUAACUUAUAUGAGUCAUCGUAUGUCACGGAAUCAUAAGAAUAGGAAAAAUUUUAAAGUAGACAGCCUUCUACAACGAGUACAAGCACAGCAAGACCCAUCAUCAUGCAGAGCACCAAGCCAAAUGACAUUGACAUUCACCGGAUUUUUUGACCGUUCGACAAAGAGGGACAUGGUCACAGCGGAAGCGGUCAUACUAAAGAUUUGCAACAAGAAGAAGAAGGAGCUGGAACUGCCGUUGUCGCAGCUUUCAGCUCCGUUUGUCUAUCACGUGCCAGUGGGGAGCUGCGAGGUGCCGCACAACCCUGACGGAGCUGCGCACGCCAGUGCCACCUCCGGUGCCCGCUCGACCGUCAUCACGGUGCCCGGCAACAGCUUCUGCCCGAACGGAACCGGUCUGGUGCGGUCCUAUGUGCUGCUGCUGCGUGUGACCGCUGGCGGUCAAGUCAGCGAGGGUGACGCUGGAGUUCCUCCGGCCGAACCACCAUCCAAGAAGGCACGGCGCAACGGAUGCCACCGUUCACCGCCUUCUGGUGCCGUAGGCGGAACUGGUGGCAGCGCUUCGGCGGAAGAGAGCCGCCACUAUGUGGGUGAGAUGGUGGUGUAUGAGCAGCAGCGUUGCCUCCUCAGCGAGGGUGAAUACCAGCUGAUGCUGAGGCCCUGGGGACCAAAGGCAGCACCUCUCGCCCGAACAGCAUCUUGGGAAAGCCUCAACAACUCCGAGAGUACCCCACCACUUGAAGCAUUUGAGAAGUGCCCCAAAGUUGCAUUCCGGUUGAUCUGGGGUCCGUCUGAGGAGAGCGCGAAUGCGGAGACUGUGGACCAGGUUCGAGCGACCCGGCCCGUCUUGUCACCCGUAGAACUGAACGUGGCUGAACCUGGGCACAAGCAGACGCGCAGCAGACGCAAUGGAGAGUUGAAGGCAAGUCAGCAGCAGCAGAUACAGCCGGCGAGCAGCGGACCGGAGCAGAAGAGUCUGAGCAAGGCAGGCCAGCGCACGCGAGUGGUGUACCAGUUUGUGUACCAGCAGCAGACGCGGCAGCAGACGGAGGCACGAGGCGAUAUGCGCUGCCCCUGGUGCCUGCUGCAGUGUCGCCUGCUGGCUGCCCUCCUCAAGCACCUCAAGCUCUGCCACGGGCGCUUUGCAUUCUCCUAUGUGCCUCACCCAAAAGGAGCGCGCAUCGAUGUCUCCAUCAACGAGAGCUUCGACGGAUCGUACUCCGGCAACCCGCAGCACCUGCACACUCAAACGGGAUACGCCUUUGGCUGGACGGGGCCGGCUCGGCGCACGCCCGUCACCUGCGUCUUGGUCUGCCGGCCCAAGAGAGCACCCCUGAGUCUGUCGGAAUUCAUGGAGCAAGAGGAGCCGGACAUCGAGCAGCCACGGCCGUACAUCUCUGGGCACAACAGACUCUACUAUCACACGGAAACGUGCCUACCCAUCAGGCCUGAGGAGAUUGACGAAGACAGUGAAGCUGAGAAUGAUCCCGAGUGGCUGCGCACCAAGACCCAGAUGAUGAUCGACGAGUUUACUGAUGUAAACGAAGGAGAGAAAGAGCUGAUGAAGAUGUGGAACUUGCAUAUCAUGAAAUAUGGGUUUGUCGGCGACUGCCAGAUAGCGCUUGCCUGCAACUCGUUCGUCGAGAUGAAGGGCCAAGAGCUCAUUCAGCGAAACCUGUACCGCAACUUCGUCCUGCACAUGUGCAACCUGCUUGACUAUGGCCUGGUCAGUGCCUCUGUUGUCUACACGACCGUCAAGAAUCUGCAAGUGUACUGUGACGUCAGAGACCGCCGAUUGCAACUCCCUGCCGCUCAUUCGUCGACCGCUCAUUCGUCGACCGCUCAUUCGUCGGCCGCUCAUUCGUCGGCCGCACAUUCGUCGGCCGCUCAUUCGUCGGCCGCACAUUCGUCGGCCGCUCAUUCGUCGGCCGCUCAUUCGUCGGCCGCUCAUUCGUCGGCCGCUCAUUUGUAGAGACGCUUUUUCGACCUCGUGCCGGAAAUGGCACGGUGUACAGUGACGCGAGUUUUCCGCCAAGCGCCGAAGACUGCAAAAUGGAAUGUAACACUCUAAAGAGUCCCAGUGUUUCGGGGGCCGCGAAUGGGGCAACGCUUGUCGUUUAUGGAGUAGAGUGGUGCCCCUUGUGAAAGUGGGGUUGAGGGUGUGAGGCGUGUAGUGGGAGGUGCUUGUACCUUCAGAGCCCUUCUGCCACUGUGCCUCAAAGGCAUUCUGCAGGUACGGAUGUCUUGUCUUUCCUCGAUUGCCAUGAUUUGGGAACAGGACUGCUUUUAUAUGUGUUCCUUGAGAUAGACUGGCUGAAACACUUCACAGAACAUUGUGUGGAAAGCCCCAGGGACAUAGAUAGCCUAAUUAGUGAGGUACGGAGAAAUGGGAUGAGGCAGUGCUUGGGCAGAUGCACAGUUCAAUUGGUAAAACUUUGACCAGCCACCACGUGAGCGUGCCAUUGUUCUGCCUGCACCGUAAACCAAUCACAAAGGUUUUUCCUGAUGUCUAAAGAGGUACCGAACGGAGCGCGACAUUUCGAAGCAUGAGAAGAUGCGGUGUCCGUUUGGUGCACUCCCAAGAUCAACGGCCGGUACGGCUGGCACCGGCAUGUGACAUGCCUUAACUGGUGUAGUACAAAAACUAGCCCAGAGGACCACAACCUGCCGAGCCCUCUACCGCAGUGGGAAAGAACAUCCUGAGUGGCGGGACCAUCGUUGUGCUCUGUUAGGUGUUUGGAGCACUUGUAAUGUUUUAAGCUAGACGUACUUUCACAAGCAGACCAUACUUCAGCAAGUGUUGCGUAAUGGCCUUGCUAAAGACUCUGUCGGAUGCUUUCGCGAGUCGAAAGCUCUUGCAAGCUCUGGUUUGUUUCUUAUGUGAUUACUUACCAGGUUCUUGAAAACUUGUAUAUUUGGUGAGCUCUUUUUUUUUUUUCUAAUUGUUUCCUCAAGGCUUCUUCUGCCUUGGUGGGCCACUUUUGUCCACUUUUGUCUUUAGGAAAAAGGUGCACUUGAUAUGGCUGUCAAGUCGAAUGGAUGAAGACCAAUGUGCAGAUGUGUGAAUAUGUUGCGUUCAGGGUAACGCUGUUUUUAGAGGGCGAUUGCCGUAGUAAUGUAUGAAGACUGCCCGUCAGUGUUUUAAAAGGUGGCGAAAACCAACUUUUGUUUCUAUUGUAAAUUUAUAGAGCUGUUUUUCAGGCAGCUUUUCGAAAAACUGGUCUCUGUGUGGCUGAUUUCUGUACACUAGUGAAGUUGGUGUUGUCUGUAUGUACUGAUUAACGGAACUGCAGUGAGUGAAAAAAUGCAAGUGACUUGUGCAAACUGCGUUAGUCUGUCGCCAGUGUGGUAGUAUUGUUCCCGAAGUGUCCCACCAAGCCGUGUGUAGUUGUAGCGACAGGUCUCCUGUGUAUUGGGUGAUGGUUUAACGGAGUGGACUUUGAUAUGCCUCGAUGAGCGGUGGGGUUAUGAUGCCAAAUGAAAAAAGAAAAAAAAAAACUGCCAGCACGUACUGUGUUCAUGUCACAUUUGCGAGAUUAUCAGUAGUAAUAUGUAGUAGUAAGCAAUUUGAAUAGUUAGCUCUUUGAGCCUGUUACCACGUUUCUGCUUCUUCAUCUGUGAACUUAUUCUCCUCUUGUAUCCGUGUUGUGAACUUGCAUUGUGGUAACCACUUAAGUCCUGUCAGAUUUGGAGCUGGUUUGCAUGCACGAUAGUGGAAUUCCAAGAAUGGAGCACCAGUGGUGGUGUGAAGAAGAGUUGCUGUGUUUUCAAGGUGUCAUGGGCCACAAUGUCCGAGACGUCGUCCACAGUUAAGUUGACCACAUCAUUCACACGUUUUCACUACAGAAGAUUGCUAUUCGUGGUUAAUGUGUCACGAUUUCAUUUGGAAUGUUAUCAGUACUUGGAAGGCUUGGGUAUGGGUACCUAAAAUGUGUAGAAAUUUAUUGAUGUGAUAAUUUAGAUGCUCAGUUGCUGUUCCCAUUUAUCCCGGCUUUUUUGUCAAUGUGGUAGCAAGAACUUUCCUCUGGGACCUCUACGUUGUUUGGUGAACACCGCUUGGUUGCGCAAGGUUCUGGGGAGCAUCGUGUUGUUUGAGCUUGCAUCAUGAUAUUUCCACACUUUACACCCGUGGAAAAUCGUUGUUUGCGGAUAUGGUUAUGUUGUAUGAGCUAAAUAGCUUGGCAACCCUGAUUAACGGCCAUUGAAAGGAGACUGAGAACCAGUCAAGGAAAUACAUAUUGCAAAGGCUUCAGGGUAUAGUACUAGGACGAGAAUUUCUGUGUGUUAUCUUGCCGUUUCCUGCCGUGCAGUUUCCUGUAGCACCGUUUCUCUUCAAAAGUUGUGUAAUUGCUUGAGUUUUUAUUCUGAAAUCGAUGUGUUCUGCCUUGAUAGCUUUUCGUGGCGUGCUUUAGUUCAAACAAUUUUAGCACUUUUUGUUUUUAGUAUACAAAAGCAAGGCUUCAGACAAGGCCAGUGUGAGAAGAGAGCAGCUUAUCUGUGCUCAAACAGCCUUAAUGUGUUGUUCUUACACAGAAAUGUAAAAUUUGCCUCGUAGGAGAUUUCCAGUUCAUUUGGUGGGGCCAUUUUUGAAGUGAUUUGUAUAAACACAAAUUAAGGUUGUAAAACUGUUUGAGUUGUUUGUAUUAUGGAUUUAUUGUGAAGCUUUAGCUCCGUUCCUUCAACUUUUGCAAGUGUUAGCUGUCUGUGGCACUUAUAAACAGUUUUCAGUUUGCAUGAAGAACAUUCAAAAUUUAGUCCUUAAACCUACAUGAAACCUAGAACGUUGGUAUUGACUUGGCUAGUCAAUAAAAAGUAUGCUUUCAUUUAUACUGUGCAAAAGCUACAGUUGCACGAAUUUUGUGAAAGCACAAAAUUCAUGUGUUACUACCAUCUAUCAAGCGUACAGGUGUUGGUCGCUGGUCAGUGCGUUUGUGAGAUAGUUUUGGUGCCAUGUGCGAGUGUGCAACUUUUGUAAAUCACUGCCACAGUAGUGCUUUUUCUUACAUGACAUCCCCACUUCACCCCUGUACCAUAUAGUUUUCAUAUUUCUACUAUUACCACCAUAUAAAAGUGGCACUUAUACCAGCAGGAAUUUCAGCAGCUUUCAUUAAAACUUUCUCACGCCAAAAGUGACGUUUAAGUUGGGUUUUGGUGAUUGCUCCAGCCUUAAAGGCCUGGAAUAAUCGUGGCAGAUCCACGGUCUAGCCAGAGCUGUCUAGAAUGCAUAGCACAGGGCUAUGUCAGGCAUCCGUCAGGAUCCGUCCACCGCCCUCUCCCAUAGCAACUGCUGUGGGCGUGCGCGUCCCUAGCAACCGGAGCCCCCACCAUGCCGUGCUUUGGCGACGGCAGCUGGCAGCAACAGCUGCUAGCGCGCACGCUCAUUGUCGCCCCUAACAAUCGGAGCCCCCACCUCCUUGACUUGAACGUGACUUGCCACUGCCUCAAAGCAGUGCAUUUGAAAGGCGUUUGUAGCAUUCGUGCUGCCUUGGCACAGCCUGAAAACAGCGAGUUCUCAACGCAUUUUUUUAACCAGGCACGCUAGCUACUAGAGCUGGAAACGCAUGCCGUGUCUCUCACGACAGAAAAACGCCACGUGUGGUGAACGGCGCUAUAAGCUGCACGAUCUAAGAAAAAAAGAAAACAUUAUUCUUCUAACGCUGGGUUCUCAAGUGCUAAACGCCGUUAUGGAUGCUACGCAAUGCAUUUCCUCACGAUUCCCUUUAGGGAGGUGGGGGCACUCUUUUUUCCUUUUCUACAUAGACCUGUGGUCAUAUGCAAACGAGCAUGGAACAGUUCAUAAAUAGUUCAAAGGACCAGACACCCAUCUUGUCGUUCACUACGAAUUCAGCUGGCCCCUGAGAAAUGUCAGGCCGCAUAGUUCUUAAAAGGAUGGGUACCCUGUCUGUUACUGGCCCUCACACUCAAUGUACCUAUUCAUAAAUAAGAAAGCUGCUGUUUCUACGCAAGUGAUGUGAUUCAUCUAUGCCCGAGUGCUAGAAAAAUUCACCGUCAGGCUCUGCAAAGAGGCAUUCAUUCCUGCUCACCGUUUAUGCUGUUGUGGUCCCACUGUGUUUGCUUGCACCCCAUUAUUUAUUCUGUUACAUAAACAUGCCCUCUUGUUUUUUUUUUUUAUUUUAAGCUGCCUCUGUCAGUCUGAUUACUUGUACUUGUUUACAUCGCUGUAUGGAAUGCACAUGAUCACAUAGAUGUUUUUGUACCAUUUCACACCUCGAAGAUCGAGGUGUUCUGUUAAAGCAGGCGCGAAAUCUCACUGCUCGGCACUGCUGUUCAAUAAAACAUUCGUCUUAAGCAAUUGUCACAUCA